AUGGCGGUCAAGGCAGCUGUGACCGCCGGCGAUGGGUGUGUGCUGAAGCAUGGUCAAGAUCUGAAGGAGAAGAACGGGACCAAAAGGAAAGCAGAGGAGGCGCCGGAAGGCGACGAAUCUCCACUGAAGGUCUGCUCCAUCAGAAGGAAAGCAGCCGGGAUCGACUGCUCUGAGCUUGAGCAGGGAGCAACACCGGCGGCGGCGGCGAGAAAGAUGACGAGGCUGCCGCAGGAGGAGGUGGAUUCCAUCCUCGCCGAGGAGAUGGACGACGACCGUCUCCCUCCCGAGUACAAGGCCCUGAAGCGCCACAACCCUGACCUGAUUCCUUCGCCGGAAGAGGAGAUGGACGAGGACGUGGUGAGCUUCUACGACGUCGUGCGCGAGUUCUACGAGAUUGGAGAGGAUUUCAGGGAGUUCCAGGCCUGGGUCCGCGCCGAGUACGCCAAGAACGGCUACGUCGAGGUGGAUGAUGAGUACCUGCGCCAUCAGAAGGAGAUGGAAGCAAUGAACGAAGAAGCACGCAAGGAGGCACUCAAAGGCUUCGAUUUUUCAGGCUUGCUCGACUUGUAA
Molecule: messenger RNA, 570 nt
Organism: Triticum turgidum subsp. durum (durum wheat)
Lineage: Eukaryota; Viridiplantae; Streptophyta; Magnoliopsida; Poales; Poaceae
Source: the annotation of a GenBank genome assembly